Paecilomyces variotii is the source of this 1609-nucleotide messenger RNA. RefSeq names its product mitochondrial ribosomal subunit protein-domain-containing protein. Gene Ontology annotation, biological process: mitochondrial translation. The transcript is spliced from 2 exons. Gene Ontology annotation, cellular component: mitochondrial small ribosomal subunit. Gene Ontology annotation, molecular function: structural constituent of ribosome. Bases 156 to 1355 code for a protein of 399 amino acids. Lineage: Eukaryota; Fungi; Ascomycota; Eurotiomycetes; Eurotiales; Thermoascaceae. The record is from RefSeq and is a predicted model, not a curated record.
GCUCGCGGGGUGUUCUUUCUGGGGGGACCGGAGCGACGUUUUCCCGAUCCCGUUAGCGCAUCCGUGCCGACGGGCGAUCUCCGACAAAACAUCCGGCGAGCGCAGGCAAAGAGACAGGAAAAAAGGCCUGUCGUUGUUCUCUCUCAUCAGCAACAAUGGCCACUGCAGCGAGGUCCAUGAGCCGGCAGGCUCUGUUCCUCGCCAGGCGAGGGCCUGUUCGACAGAACACGGCAUUUCAGAACCCAGUCGCGGCACAGUCUCGCUUCUUUUCAGCUUCGCCCUACAACUACCUGCCGGAAGACCCUCCAGUGCCUCCUCCUCCCAGGGACCCGAGGCCGGAGGAUAUGGAGCCUCUGCCUGAGUACUCUCCGGAACAUCUCAGCAAGGAAGAGCGCUCGAUGUAUGAAAUGAUGGGGCCGGAAGACCGACAACUUUUCGAUGCCGAGAACCGCAAAUUUGUGGAGGAGUACAACGAUCCCGCUAAACGAGCAGCCAUGUUUGCGGAGAUCGACAGAGGCGUCAACCAGAUUGAAAGAGAGCAGCCCAUGAAAUUCGAGGAUAUCCGUGAAAAACAACGUGGUUUCUGGGCGGAAGAGGAAGACGACGAGUUUGGUAUUGUAGAGGAUGGUGACGAGGAAUUCAACGACGAUGAGAUCACAUCAAUGGCACAUGCAGAGUUGGAGUUGCACCGUGAAAUCAGAGAAUAUGCAAGAAUUGCAGCGUGGGAUAUGCCGCUGCUGAGCAAAUUCGCAGAGCCAUUCGUUUUACCCUCCAAAGAGCAACUUCUCCGCUUCCGAUACACCACCUACAUGGGUGAGCAGCACCCGGCUGAGCCCAAGGUAGUUGUGGAGCUCAGCUCGAAGGACCUGGUUCCCAAGCAUCUUAGCGAAAAACAGCGCCAGACAUUCCUCAAACUCGUCGGACCCCGUUACAACCCAGAAACAGACAUCGUUCGCAUGUCCUGUGAAAAGUUCCCCCACCGCGCUCAGAACAAGCGAUACCUGGGCGACCUAGUCAACUCGCUGAUCAAAGAGGCUAAAGAGGGUGACUCUUUCGAGGAUAUUCCCCUUGACCUACGGCAUCACAAGCCCAAGCCUAAGAUCUACUUCCCCGAAUCCUGGAAGUUGACAGAGGAGAGAAAGAAGCAGCUGGCCGCUACACGGAAUCAGCGACAAAUCGCCGAGCAAGAACGGCCGCUUAUCGUAGACGGCAACGAUGUGGUUGCACUUGCCGUCAAGACACUACCUGCCUUGAACACGGCAUUGAACUUGAAGGCCGCUGAGGAGCGGGAGCGCGUUGCCGUCAAGGUCAGCGCUAAGGCACAGAAGAAGGGAGCGCAAAAGCUGCGGAGGUAGAGCAACACUACGUGAUAACGCUAAUGGGACAAGCAAUCUAGACGGUUGGAGCAGCGUCUUUCUAUCAUGUAUUCUAGACAGUUCUGAUCUCCAAUGUACCAUAACUUUCCAAUCUGUUAUUUUAAGAUCGAGAACCACAUGGCUGACAGGUUGAGGUUCCGCACGUGGCCUGAUAUAUCCAGAAGCAUAGCCGAUUACGAAAUAGGACCGAGUAAAACUUAACACUUUGGUCUGCCAUUGACUAUUUAUCACAG